UACAGUGACCGAGUCACCCCUGAUCGGAUUGUCUGCUCAGACCUGUCUUCAUAUUGCUGUUCAAGCAUGGCGCUACCCAGUAGAGAUAGUUAUACGUGAGGUUUUUGGGGUAAACCUGCACUUUUACGCACCGAAGUUACCGGUGGAUUUUGAUAGAGAGUGUUUAGGGUUUGGCUUUAAUUUUAAUUGUAACUCUGCCGGUAUGUUUUCACUCUUGUGCGGAUUGGUGAGUUUGUGUGCCCUGGGCCGCGGUCAGUUAGCCACUAAUGAACAGCUGGAUGAUGGAAAGCGGUACAUCUGCCGCGCAAUUCCCCUCAGCGGAGAUCCCACGUGCCCGGUGACAUUGUUACCCGAGCUAAACGUGGGGGGCCAGGAAGAAGAGCUCAGAAAUACCGUCAUGCAGCUCCGAGAGACAAUCCUACAGCAGAAAGAAAUGAUUUCCAAACAGAUAGGCACCAUCAACGAGCUCACCACCAAGCUGUCCCUCUGUGCCUCAACCACCGACGAUAGGAAGUACGACAAGGGGGCUUCCUGGGGGAAAGAGAAGCAAAACACGAUGGGGGAUGUUCCCAGAGAUCCAAAUGACAGCAUCGACAGUAUGGGGAAAACCAUGCAAGGGCUGAAGGACCGGUUGGAGAACUUGGAGCAACAGCAUCUGAGAGCCAACGUAUCCGGAGCGUCGUUCCCCACCGAGCUGCGGGACCUGCUGCAGCGUCGCCUCGGGGAGCUGGAGAAGCAGCUCCUGAAGAAGGUCAGCAACCUGGAGGAGGAGAAGAGCAUGCUGUCCAACGCCACGGCCGAGUACAGGCUGAAGACCGAGAGUACUCUGAGCGCUUUGGUGGACAGGAUCAGUGAGCUGGAGAAAGGAGGAGGAGACUUUAAGUCCCCGGAGCAGUUUAAGCUGUCCCUCCCCCAGCGGACCAACUACCUGUACGGCCGCGUCACCAAAACCCUGCCGGAGAUGUACGCUUUCACGCUCUGCAUGUGGAUCAAGUCCAGCGCCAGUCCUGGCAUCGGGACGCCCUUCUCCUACGGUGUCCCGGGGCAGGCCAACGAGAUAGUGCUGAUCGAAUGGGGAAAUAACCCAAUAGAGCUGCUCAUCAACGACAAGGUGGCCCAGCUUCCUUUGGAGGUACGGGACGGGAAGUGGCACCACAUCUGCAUCGCCUGGACCACACGGGACGGCCAAUGGGACGCUUACCAAGACGGAGAGAAGCUGGGAAGCGGAGACAACCUGGCAGCCUGGCACCCGAUCAAACCCGGGGGGGUCAUCAUCCUGGGGCAGGAGCAGGACGUGGUGGGCGGGCGCUUCGAUGCCGGACAGGCCUUCGUGGGCGAGCUGAGUCAGGUGAACAUUUGGGACCGCGUCCUGAAGCCGGUGGAGAUCCAGUCGAUGGCCAACUGCAGCUCUUACAUCCCCGGGAACGUGAUCUCCUGGCUAGCAUCCAACGUGGAAGUGUUUGGGAGGGGAGCGUUCAAGCGGCCCAUGGAGACGUGUCAGGAGCGCCUGCCUAAAGCUUAAAAACUGUCGUGCCUCACUUUAGAUACACUUAAAAAACUGAACCGUUGACUUUAUGUAAAUGUGUUAUGUCAACAGAUUUCACAUAACUGUAUUAGGUUAGUUGAAAGCAAUAAUAUGAAUUACAAUUUAU
Trematomus bernacchii (emerald rockcod) is the source of this 1652-nucleotide messenger RNA. It is a transcript of the gene nptx2b, whose product is annotated as neuronal pentraxin IIb. Bases 203 to 1522 code for a protein of 439 amino acids. The transcript is spliced from 5 exons. Lineage: Eukaryota; Metazoa; Chordata; Actinopteri; Perciformes; Nototheniidae. The record is from RefSeq and is a predicted model, not a curated record.